Rhinichthys klamathensis goyatoka is the source of this 588-nucleotide messenger RNA. RefSeq names its product hemoglobin subunit beta. The coding region runs from base 58 to 501 and encodes 147 amino acids. Gene Ontology annotation, cellular component: haptoglobin-hemoglobin complex; hemoglobin complex; blood microparticle. Gene Ontology annotation, molecular function: haptoglobin binding; oxygen carrier activity; organic acid binding. The transcript has 3 exons. Lineage: Eukaryota; Metazoa; Chordata; Actinopteri; Cypriniformes; Leuciscidae. Gene Ontology annotation, biological process: oxygen transport; hydrogen peroxide catabolic process. The record is from RefSeq and is a predicted model, not a curated record.
ACAGGAUUCUUCAGCUUCUGUUAAAGGCGUUUAGUCUGAACAUCUAAAGUCAGAAACAUGGUUGAGUGGACAGACUUUGAGAGGGCCACCAUCCAGGACAUCUUCUCCAAGAUUAACUACGACGUUGUUGGUCCCCAAGCCCUGGCAAGAUGUCUUAUCGUGUACCCCUGGACCCAGCGGUACUUCGGCAAUUUUGGAAACCUCUACAACGCCGCUGCCAUCAUGGGAAACCCCAUGGUUGCUGCUCACGGUAAAACUGUGCUCGGUGGCCUGGACAGGGCUGUGAAGAACAUGGACGACAUUAAAGGCACCUAUGCUGAACUAAGUGUGCUGCACUCCGAGAAGCUCCACGUAGAUCCUGACAACUUCAGGCUUUUGGCUGACUGCUUAACCAUCGUUGUUGCUGCACAACUGGGUGCUGGAUUCACACCUGCAGUCCAGGCCGCUUUUCAGAAAUUCAUCGCCGUCGUGGUCUCCGCCCUUGGAAGACAGUAUCACUAGAUACUAAACCUGCUUGUGCACAGAGGAUCAUCUGAUGUUUAGAUUAUGUUCUUUUGAGUUUAAGCAAAUAAAUAUUUCAAUAUUCAA